Molecule: messenger RNA, 3454 nt
Organism: Labeo rohita (rohu)
Lineage: Eukaryota; Metazoa; Chordata; Actinopteri; Cypriniformes; Cyprinidae
Gene: pan3
Product: poly(A) specific ribonuclease subunit PAN3
Exons: 18
Coding region: 356-2761 (801 amino acids)
Biological process (GO): nuclear-transcribed mRNA poly(A) tail shortening; mRNA processing
Cellular component (GO): PAN complex; P-body
Molecular function (GO): metal ion binding; poly(A) binding
Source: RefSeq, a predicted model, not a curated record
ACUGACUCCUAAUGCGAACUGCAGUUCUGGUCGUACCCAGCAUGCACAGCAGAGCUAUUAGCGCUUAGCUGAACAAGUGUAGACAGAAGACAACAACAACAGCAUGAUCCCAGCCAAACGCCAGGCUGAUGGACUAGUAGGCCAACUAUGGACCCCGAUAACGAGUAUCAGUACAUGGCAACAAAAGUGUGGCUCUUGCUGACUAGUCAUCUGGCUCGAUGAGGAGUUUGAUUUUAUCGAUAAACGUCCAAUAAGGUGCUCAUUGUUUCUCAAGUGUUUUAACAUAUACUGCUGCUAAAUAGCUCGAGUCUAUGCGCGAGUGUCUUCCGGCGGGAGCAGCAGCAGAAGCGGUGCCAUGAACAGUGGACUCCCAGCUUCAGCUGCUCCGCUCGGGGGUGUCGGAAUACCCGGUGUAAAGGUGAAAUUCUGCCGAUAUUACGCGAAAGACAAGACUUGUUUUUACGGAGAUGAAUGCCAGUUUCUGCACGAGGACCCGUCCAUGGCGAGCCUUUCUCUGCACGGUGGUAGUACAGGUGCUGGUGGCGGAGGAGGAAGCCCCGUCUCUUUAUCUCUCGCCGGAGGAGCAGUGACGGCGGCGGGAUAUGUGCUCGGAAGUAGCGCGGCCAGCGGCGCUCCGGCAAACGUUCCCAAAAAGAACGAUUCUCUCGGUCCUGCGGGAACAGCUCUGGAGGGACAGCUGUUGUCCAUCCCUGGGAUGGAGGGAGGUGCUCUGAAUGAUGCCAGUCUGACCAACUCGUACUUCAGCAGCACCUUUAUUGGGGUCAAUGGGUUUGGAGGCCCAGCAGAGUCCAAAUAUUCAAUGAUGCAGAGGAUGACCAGCAGUAGCAGUUCUCCGAGUCUGCUGAACGAUGGUGCCAAGACCUUCAGCCACAGCACACAUGAUCCAGUAAAUUCCCCAACAUCAUCUCUCUUCAGUGAUUUUGGUGCUUUGAGCUUAUCACAAAGGAGAAAGGCUCCUAACCCCGCAGCCAGUGAGUUUGUCCCCAAAGGGGCCCCACGGAUGACCUCCAUGUCUCAGACGACCGUGCCAGCAUUCACCUCCCCCAUCUUCCCUCAUCCUGGCUUGAGCAGCUCCACGGCGGCUGCGCUUGCACCUGGUAUGUCGCUCUCUGCUGGGUCAUCUCCUCUUCACUCCCCCAAAAUUACCCCUCACACCUCUCCAGCCCCACGGCGGCGCAGUCACACGCCCAACCCCAACCCAGCCAAUUACAUGGUGCCCACCACUGCAUCUGAUCAGGGAGGCGGAGCCCACGUGAUUCAAAAGGAGACUGUGGGCGGGACAACCUACUUCUAUACCGACAACACCCCUGCUCCCUUAGCCGGAAUGGUGUUCCCAACAUAUCACAUGUAUCCACAAACGGCACCUCAUGUGGCAUACAUGCAGCCAAAAGCCAAUGCGCCAUCCUUUUUUAUGGCUGACGAACUCCGACAGGAGCUGAUUAACAGGCAUUUGAUAACGAUGGCACAGAUAGAUCAGUCUGAGAACCCUGGAGUGCCAUCUGAGGUAGACAGUUACCACAGCCUCUUUCCCCUGGAACCCCUUCCCCCACCAAACCGUCUUCAGAAAACCAGCAACUUCAGUUACAUCACUUCCUGUUACAAGGCAGUCAACAGCAAAGAUGACCUGCCUUACUGCCUCAGGAGGAUACAUGGCUUCAGGCUGGUCAACACCAAGUGUAUGAUGCUGGUAGACAUGUGGAAGAAGAUUCAGCACUCCAAUACUGUGACCCUCCGAGAGGUCUUCACCACCAAAGCAUUUGGAGACCACUCACUGGUAUUUUCCUAUGACUUCCAUGCGGGGGCAGAGACCAUGUUCAGCAGGCACUUCAACGAUCCGGCAGCAGAUUCUUACUUCACAAAGAGAAAGUGGGGGCAGCAUGAGCUCCCUCCUCCACGGCAGCAUGCGGGCCUCUUACCAGAGUCGUUGAUUUGGGCCUACAUUGUUCAGCUGAGCUCGGCACUGCGCACCAUUCACACGGCUGGGCUGGCCUGCAGGGUCAUGGACCCUAGUAAGAUCCUCAUCACUGGAAAGACACGGUUACGAGUCAACUGUGUGGGAAUGUUUGAUGUCUUAACGUUUGACAAUAGUCAGACCAACCACCUGGCGCUGAUGCCCCAGUACCAGCAAGCAGAUCUCAUCUCCCUGGGGAAGGUGGUGUUGGCUCUGGCGUGUAACUCUCUAGCUGGCAUUAAGAGAGAAAAUUUGCAGAAGGCCAUGGAGCUGGUGUCAAUCAACUACUCAUCUGACCUCAAGAACCUCAUUCUGUACCUGCUCUCAGAUCAAAGCCGCCUGCGCAGCGUCAAUGACAUUAUGCCCAUGAUUGGAGCGCGGUUUUACACUCAACUCGAUGCCUCACAAAUGAGGAAUGAUGUCAUUGAGGAGGACUUGGCCAAGGAGGUUCAAAAUGGGCGGUUAUUCCGCCUACUGGCAAAACUGGGAACGAUCAACGAGAGACCAGAGUUCCAGAAGGACCCAACGUGGUCUGAGACUGGUGAUCGUUACCUGCUGAAGCUCUUCAGAGAUCACCUGUUUCACCAGGUGACUGAAGCAGGAACGCCCUGGAUCGACCUCAGCCACAUCGUGUCCUGUCUCAAUAAGUUGGAUGCUGGAGUACCGGAGAAGAUCAGUCUGGUGUCACGGGAUGAGAAGAGCGUGCUCGUGGUGACUUACUCAGACCUGAAGCGUUGCUUUGAGAGCACCUUCCAGGAACUGCUGGCCGCCACGAACGGCCCCCUGUAACCCCCCAGCCAUCCACAAGAGUGGGCUGGAACUGCCUGAAACAGAGCACAUUGCACUACAGCCUGGAAUCAUAGGUGCAGAAUGAUGAUCUCACGACCAGGGCGGAGCCAGCUGGUUGCUCACCUCCAGUCAGAUACACUGUUCUGUCCAGAGAAAAGUUGUUUUCUAAAGCUUAUUUUUUUAGUUUUCACAACAACCACCGCAGCUGCAGAAUUAUGAACUGAACUGAGAGCUGUGAUAAUGAUGAUGAAUUUUUUUGGUUUUGUUUUUUUAAGACUUGGGAACAAUGUCCAAAAAAAAUGAGACUUCCUGCUUUUAUUUUUAAUUUUUUAUUUUUUCUUUGGAGGAUGCACUAAACAUUUUAAGUUCCUUUUAAGUGAUUGUGCGUGUCCCACAGGGUCGGGCCUCACACAUGUAAUGGAAGAAAAACAGAGCGCCGUUUUUCCCACAUCAUCUCCUCGCGCGUUUUUAAUGAGGUACUACGAAUUAGGACAGACCACUGGUCAUGUGUGCAGAGCCAUCGGUUCUGACGGGACAAACCGCUGGGUUGGGCAAACUAAUGAGACUGACCACUUAUGAAUGUGUGGCAUGAGUAGUAACAUGCCGCCACUCCUCGUCUGCUGUAAUGACUCAUUUAAAAGUUGGCCAACUUGGAGGCGGGAGGGGAAGUUACUGUUUGCGUGCAGUCGAGGG